UUGAAAGGGUGUAUUAGCCUUGUUUUUCUUCGAUCUUCUUCUUCUUGUUCUCUUGCUUCCCCCUUUUUUAUUCGAGGAGGGGGGGGGGGGGUAUAUACUUCGUUGGAUCAGUCUUGAGAGUUGAAUCCCUAUGAAAGUACAAUAUUUUGUCUUUUGUACGUUUGUUUGUUUGAUAGUGAUCAUCAUUCAGGAUGCGUUUCGACGACAUUCUUGGUGAGCUGGGCUCGUUCGGUCCCUAUCAGAGACGCGUUUAUCUGGCCGUAUGUUUGAUGGCAGCUACCACCGCAUUUCACUCCAUGACACAGGUUUUUAUAGCUGGGACUACAGAUCAUUGGUGUACGGCUGAAAACUGGGAGGAUGAGAACUGCACUGAGUGGAAUUUGUCUGUUGAGGAGUGCGAGGAGGCGAAGAAGAACGGUAGUAUCCCAGUCAGUUACGAGGACGACGGGAAUCUCGUCUACGAUCAAUGCUACAUGUAUAACAUCACAGGCGUGGAUUUUGACCCAGCAUACGACUCGUCGAUGAAUGGUACCGCCGAGACUUUGCCGUGUCAAGAUGGUUGGGAACACGAUAAGAGUCAACUGAAGUCAUCCAUCAUACAAGAUUGGGAUCUAGUAUGUGAAAAGAAAAACUUGCCCGACUACGCUCAGUCUGUGUUUUACUUUGGUUAUAUGGUUGGAUCUAUCUUCUUCGGAGUCCUUGCAGACAAAAUUGGGCGAUAUCCUACUCUGUUCAUUUGCCUUGGUGUCCAGGCUGGUGUAGGUGUACUCGUCGCUUUCUCACCCAACUACUGGGUGUAUAUUGUCCUUCGAUUCUUCCAAGCGGCUGGCAACAAGGCUGUUUUACAAGUUGCAUUCAUCAUAGGUGUUGAGUUUGUUGGACCAAAAUGGCGGACGGUGGCCGGUAUUACCAUCCAGAUUUUCUUCGCCUUCGCCUACAUGCUUCUUGCUAUCAUCGCAUACUUUGUCCGGUAUUGGAGGACUCUGCAACUCAUCAUCUCUGCUCCACUGUUCCUUUUCUUCUUGCUCAUGCCCUUCGUACCAGAAUCAGCGCGCUGGCUUCUGUCUCAUGGUGAUAGCAAGAAAGCCGAGAAGAUAAUUCACAAAGUCGCCAAGGUCAAUAAAAGAAAACUACCUGAUCCGCUCUUCACAGAAGAAGAAAUAAAAGAACAGGAAGCCGUUAGUUUAGAGCCAAAAGCGGGCAUCUUCGAUCUCUUCCGAACACCCGUACUUCGUUGGAGAACCAUCAACUUCAUCUAUAACUGGAUGGUUAAUAAUAUGGUGUACUAUGGAUUGACGUAUAGUACUGGUGACCUCGGGGUCAAUGUCUACCUGAACUUCUUCCUGUCUGGAGCAGUCGAGAUCGUCGGUUACCUCUGUGCCAUAUUCGCCAUCGAAUCCUUUGGUCGUCGCCCUAGUAUUGCUACUUUCCUUUUUAUUGGUGGAUCUGCAUGUCUCAUCAACAUUGGUCUACCCAUUGGUACCUGGAACACAGUGGUUGCCCUGACAGGGAAGUCAUCAAUAUCGGCUUCCUAUGCCAUAGUCUACGUUUACUCAGCAGAGUGUUUCCCAACGCCUGUCAGGAGCAUCGGUGUCGGGACCUGUUCCAUGAUGGCACGCGUGGGGGCCAUCAUCUCACCCUUGAUUCUCAUCCUGGGGGACUACUAUUACCCCGCCCCUCUCAUCAUCUUUGGCACCACCACCAUCUUGGCUGGUUUCCUCUCCUUCCUCCUCCCCGAGACGCGCGGCAAAAAACUUCCCGAAACCGUCGAGGAAGGGGAGAUUUUCGGAACGAAAGUAUACGAUGACAAGAUAGCAGCUGACGAGGCCAAGAAGAAGGAAAGAGAUGACGUCACUGAAAUACCACUCGAUGACGUCACUGAAAUACCACUCGAUGACAUUAACGAUGGAAAAGCACACACGAACGAAGCUUUUGAAUCUGAUAAUCGUGUUUAGACGCCGACGUGUGAUGCCCGUUAUACAUGGGGGAUCAUUUUUGUUGACGUAGGCCGGCUAUGUCAGAGACAGGCGAAUAGUCUUUGACGCCCUAAUUUGAGAAUGAAAUGGCAUAAUGAUGAUGAUAAUAAUAAUAAUAAUGAUAAUGAUGAUGAGAACAAUACUUUUGAAAAGGGCCAAUUUUAAAGGAUGCACACGUUGCGUUUAAUCCGUACACGUAUUACGUUUCAAUCACUGAUGCAUGUGCUAAUUGCCUUGACGUACGACAGACUUGAUUAGCACAGAUAAUAAAGAAAUCGAAUGACGUCUCGUGUCCAAUUUUUAUAACUCCCGUAUACUUGUAUAAGUUUUCUGUGUCAGACAUAAUUUACAUCAACAUAUUUUCAUUUUCAUUUGCAUUUUCAUCAUCAUUAAUAUCAAAAUCAUCACCAUUAUCAUCGCAAUUUGAAUUGGGGCCUCAAAAUGUAAUGAAGAUAUAGAAUGAGAAGGAAGACAAGUGAAUUUUGUACAUAAUGAUUUUUUUUUUCUUUAUCUUGGUGCUGACUUUCAGGUUGUUAUUGACAAAAUACCAGGUUAUAACUAUGAUAGAAAAUUUGACAAAGAAAAACGCCAGAUGAUUUCUUGGAUCAAAAGGAACAUUACGGUUCUUGGAAGAGUUACAGCUGCUAAAUCAUUACUGUUACUACAGUUUAAUCAUCUUUUUAUGGCAAUCCCAGAUCCUUCAGCUAAGUUUAUGAAAACCAUAAAAGUUAAGUUCUUUAACUUAAUAUGGAAGAAUAAGCCAGAUAAAAUUAGUAGGAAACAGGUUGUUGGCACAUAUGAAGAAGGGGGACUUAAAAUGCCAGAUAUUGAGUUUUUUAACAUGCUACUAAAGUUAACAUGGUAUCGAAGAAUGGUUUUAGGAACAUGUAAUGAUGUUAGUCAUUUAAUGCAAUCGUUUUUAACAAAACUAUUCGUAGUAGGGUUUGGUGAUAAAUAUUUUUUGGCAUUGUCUCAUGAAGUUGCUAAUCCUUUUUGGAGACAUGUGUUUCACGCUCUGUCUUUGUUGAGUCGUAUAAAG
This is a messenger RNA of Strongylocentrotus purpuratus (purple sea urchin), 3015 nucleotides long. RefSeq names its product organic cation transporter protein-like. The record is from RefSeq and is a predicted model, not a curated record. Gene Ontology annotation, cellular component: membrane. NCBI's taxonomy places the organism in Eukaryota, Metazoa, Echinodermata, Echinoidea, Camarodonta, Strongylocentrotidae. Gene Ontology annotation, biological process: transmembrane transport. The transcript is spliced from 12 exons. Gene Ontology annotation, molecular function: transmembrane transporter activity. The coding region runs from base 192 to 1955 and encodes 587 amino acids.